This is a messenger RNA of Nanorana parkeri, 1245 nucleotides long. Its product is annotated as alpha-2-macroglobulin-like. NCBI's taxonomy places the organism in Eukaryota, Metazoa, Chordata, Amphibia, Anura, Dicroglossidae. The record is from RefSeq and is a predicted model, not a curated record. Gene Ontology annotation, molecular function: endopeptidase inhibitor activity. The transcript has 10 exons. Bases 1 to 1245 code for a protein of 414 amino acids.
AUGGGUACAAAUGAUCUGAUCAAUCCUUGUGAAAAAAAAUGUUCCACUCUUUCAGAACCUCACAAUUCAAACAUUCCUGGUUUUAUUUCUGUGGAAGAUACUGAUUCACCGCUGAUUCAUCCCUCCAUCAGUGCUUCUGAGAUGGAGAAGAGGAUUCGGAAGACGUUUCCCGAAACAAUGGUUUGGAAAUUAGUCACAGUUGGGGCAUCCGGUCAGGCUGAUAUAAAAGUCCAAGUACCCGAUUCCAUUACUGGGUGGAAAGCCACAGCAUUCUGUAUGGGAGAUAUAGGUCUGGGUAUUGCCAAUGCCACCACCAUGCAGGCCUUCCAGCCAUUCUUUAUACUCAUAACUCAUCCGUAUUCAGUAGUCAGAGAAGAGAUAUUCUCAAUCAAAGCAUCUGUAUUCAAUUACCUAUCUAAGCCAAUGAUGGUAAAAGUCAAUCUCCAUGACCGUCCAGAGCUAAAAGUGGAUGAAUGUCCUUCCUGCAUGACCCCUCAGUGUCUUUAUCCCGAAGAGAGUAUAGUGUUUAUCUGGGAAGCACAAGCUCUGCAAGUGGGUUCUGCAGAAAUUGUGGUCAGUGUACAAGCCAUUCAUACAGAAGAAGAGUGCAGAGGAGAGCAGCCAAUCGUCCCAGACACUGGUGCUUCUGAUACGGUCAUGAAGACUGUGAUUAUUAAGGCAGAGGGCAUGCCAGUGGAGAAGUCUCACAAUUCUAUUCUUUGUGGUAAAGGUAAUCUUUCUUCUGAGACCAUAUUCAUCACGGUACCCCCUGAAACUGUGCCUAACUCUGUAACAGCUGUGUUCUCAGUUGUAGGAGAUCUAAUGGGUUCUGCACUUCAGGGAACUGAGCAGCUUCUUACCCUCCCGUAUGGAUGCGGGGAGCAGAAUAUGGCCAGGUUUGUUCCCAAUAUCUAUGUGAAUGAUUACCUGGAGAAUACAAACCAAAUGACAGAGGACAUCAAGCAGCUGGUAGUUAAAUACAUCACACAAGGAUACCAGAGACAGCUUGACUUUUGUAGAGAAGAUGGCUCAUUCAGUGCAUUUGGGGAUAGUGAUGAAGAUGGCAAUGCCUGGCUGACGGCUUUUGUCAUGAUGUCUCUUCAUGCAGCUUCUCAUUGUAUCUACGUGGAUAAGAAAUACAUUGAGGAGACAGGAAAAUGGCUGAUGGAGAACCAGCUCCCAAGUGGAUGUUUCAGAAAUAGGGGGAAACUCUUCAAAACCACUUUAAAGAGCCCUUACACAUGA